This is a messenger RNA of Coregonus sp. 'balchen', 2422 nucleotides long. NCBI's taxonomy places the organism in Eukaryota, Metazoa, Chordata, Actinopteri, Salmoniformes, Salmonidae. The record is from the annotation of a GenBank genome assembly.
AUGAAGCUUGUAGUGGGUUCCCCGGACGCCACCAAUGGAACAUCCAGCAGUGAUGAAACACUGGACCCUGUGACAUCUGACCCGGAAGACCAGUGGCUCACCUUUGACGCAGAGGGCAGCACGGAUGAGAUAGAGGGCAGUACUACGGAGGCCAGCGCUGCUGAGGACAGUACUACAGAGGGCAGCGCUGCUGAGGGCAGUACUACAGAGGGCAGCGCUGCUGAGGGCAGUACAAAACACUCCACUUCGGGACAAGAAGACGAAGGGGAGCUGUUUGACGACAAUCUUAAACCUAACUUGAACCUCCGCCCCAGUCCAACUCCUCGCCCUAGUCGAAGCAGCACAGAGGAGGAUUAUGAAAAGUAUGACUAUGAUUCAACAGAGGAAGAUGAGGAGGGCCUGAUCCUGGAUACCGAAAGCCCCACCACAGAGUUUGUCCCCACUGCAGAGUUCGUCCCCACCACAGAGUUCGACCCCACCACAAAGUUCGUCCCCACCACAGAGUUCGUCCCCACCACAGAGUUCGUCCCCACCACAGAGUUCGUCCCCACCACAGAGUUCGUCCCCACCACAGAGUUCGUCCCCACCACAGAGUUCGUCCCCACCACAGAGUUCGUCACCACCACAGAGUUUGUCCCCACCACAGAGUUUCCGAUGGAUUUGGAGGAUGUUAACGCAAUCCUUGACCCUAACCCCAGCCCCAGUCCUUAUCCAACUCAUGACGCUAGUACCACAACAGAGCUAGAGGAGCUGGAGGAUGAUAUAUUCAGCCCAGACUUCGUCCCCAGCCCUAGUCGUGUAUCGGACCCCAGCCCCAGCCCCAGCCCCAGCCAUAGUCCCAUCUCAGAGUUAGAAGAAGAAGACCUGUUACCUCUUAGCCUUGAUCCAAGCUUUAUUACCACCUCCAGACCUAGCCAAAGCCUCGGGACCAGCCACACACCUAGUUCUAACCUAACCAGUAUGACAGGCUUGGAGGAAGGCAGGGCUGCAAAGAUGAAUACAGAGCUGGCCUCCACCUCAACCACCCGUUCUGCCGUACCUACAACAGUCAGGAUGAAUGCAGAGAUGGAAGGGUCGGGGUCAGGAUUCCUGCCUCAGAGUAGCACCACAGUAGCAGCCCCUGCUGGUGAGGAGGACCAAAUAUACAAUCCCCUAGUCGAAAAGCCAUUAAUUGAAAUGAAGACAAGAAUUCAAGACACCAAUAGGCUUGCUCCAUCACGGGAGGAACCGGCAGUGGAUACCACAACAGGUACAGUACUGUUUAUCCAGGAGAAGUGUACCAAUAUUCUUGUGUUCAUAUUGGGUGGCAUUCAGAAUUGAGAUCCUAGUACUUUACUGAUACUUCUUGCGUAAAUCAUUAAUCGAUGUCAAUGGAAGGCUUGCACAAAUGUAUUGGGUUGUGGAGUCUGAAUACGCCCCAUUGUAUCUGUUAGCAGAGUGGGCUAGGGAAUGUCCAUUGCUAUAAUAGUCAGCACUAUGGCAGGUCUCUUAUCUACUCUAAUGAGAACAUAACGUUUUCUUGUUCGCAUUGAACAAAUCUCUUUGAGUGUAUAUUGUAGUUGCCACCUUGUAGUUAAUCUAUCUCUGUUUCCACAGUUCUUCAUGAGGGAGCUGCUGUAAAACCAACCCCAUCAGGACAACAUGAUUCAUAUACAUCAGGUCAGUUCCUGAAUCAUACAUGCCCAGCUAUGAAGAUAUACUACUGUUACACCAGGAAACAUUCCGCUCCUUUUUCCAGUUUCAAUUUGAAGACAAUGUUUUGUGAACAUAUUAGGGGACCAGUAGACCAUUUACAUUUUAGUCAUUUAGCAGACGCUCUUAUCCAGAGCAACUUACAGUUAGUGAGUGCAUACAUUUUCAUACUGGCCCCCCGUGGGAAUCGAACCCACAACCCUGGCGUUGCAAGCGCCAUGCUCUACCAACUGAGCUACACUCACUGUCUGCUUCUUCUCCUCCAGGUUGGUUGGUCAUCGUUGCCAUCGUCGCGGGCGUGGCGGUCUUGGUCGUAAUCUGUGUCGCCAUAGGUACCAGAGACAGGUAAAAUCCACCACUUUCAAACCCAUCCUGCAAAAUAUGUUCAUGAGAUUGAAUCAUGUUGUCAGUUAGUUACAACCAUGGAAUUAAACCAUGUCAAAUCGCCUUGCAGGUGGAAUGCACCAACCCAGGCAUCUGAGAAGAAUGUCGCCAGAGCGAGCUCAGGAGAUGAGAAGGCGGAGCGGGAAAUGGAGAGGUUUCUGUCUAAAGAGAGGCCAAGGGAAAACGGCCACGGUGGAGAGUACACUGUUAUACCUCUGGAGGACCUCCCAGAGAAAGAGCCGCUGGACUGAGACGGGCCAAGGAGAUGCAGAACGGGGACAAAAUAAGAACAAUUGAGACCAUAGAAAUAGAAUGGGUCUCCCCAUUCUAGUCAAUGAUGGUAUAA